This is a messenger RNA of Patiria miniata (bat star), 1339 nucleotides long. RefSeq names its product transmembrane protein 50A-like. The record is from RefSeq and is a predicted model, not a curated record. The coding region runs from base 301 to 783 and encodes 160 amino acids. The transcript has 7 exons. Gene Ontology annotation, biological process: protein targeting to vacuole; late endosome to vacuole transport via multivesicular body sorting pathway. NCBI's taxonomy places the organism in Eukaryota, Metazoa, Echinodermata, Asteroidea, Valvatida, Asterinidae.
GCUGGUAUUUCCCAACAGAGGGCGCAAGUAUCGGGGAUAGGCUUGUGAAGGUCGGCGUAAAUUUGGUCACGGAAAUCUUCAGUUCUGGUUUUCUUGCCUAUUUAGGUACAGUGGAAAAAAGAAGCUUUUAUGAUAUGUUUCCUGGUGCACCUCGAGCAGCUUGUGAACAAGAGUUUUCAAAAGUAAUUUUAAAAUCGGCUUCAUGAGAGCGACCCGAGGCAGAAAGCCUCAACACAGUUUUGCUGAGUAAAGCUCACAACAUUUAACACACACACACGGUAGCCGUAGGAACUUGCUGUGAUGUCGGGCUGCUUGGAUGGCAUUGAGUGCCAGCGGCCAGAAUGGUGUGAGUUGGGAGAGAGGAGGAACGCAAUGGCCUCGGUGGCUGCUGGCAUCUUGUUCUUUGGUGGUUGGUGGGUUGCCAUUGAUGCCGCAGCAAAAUACCCAAGUGAGAACGACCUUAUCCAUGCCUAUCACGUCUGUGGAGUAGUCUCAACAAUAGCCUUCUUCAUGAUAAAUGCGGUGUCUGCUGGUCAAGUUCGAGGUGAUUCAUACAACACCGGAUGCAUUGGACAAACAGGAGCGCGUAUCUGGUUGUUUGUGGGUUUUCUCUUAGCCUUUGCUGGCCUGAUUGCUGCCAGCUGGAUUCUGUUUGGACCCUACGUUGUGAACAAAGUCUUUAAAGAUCCUUACCCUGGUGUGGCAAUCUUCUUACAGAAUUUCCUGAUCUUUUUGUCGGGCCUUGUUUUCAAGUUUGGUCGAACUGAAGAGUUAUGGGAGUAAGCCACAGCUGGUAACGAUGAGUCUAUCACCUCUUUAUUGAUUUACAUAUGUUUAUUUUUUUUUGGUACGAUAUUAGACAAUUUCUUUGCCUUGUGUUGCAACUAUUGCUUUGCAUGUACAAAUUUGUGUGUAUAAUUUUUUUUUGUCGAAAAAGAAAUAUUUCUGUCUUUGUAUAAAGGUGAUUAUAAUAUAUGUAGCAUAAAUGUAGCAUCUAGAUUGUGGAUAGGUGAAUUUUUUUUAGUUUUCUUGAGAUCAUAAAUUAAAUUUUAGAUGAUGUCAGAUGCUUCAGGAAAAACAAAAAUAUGUAGUCAACUCAGUGACAGCCGUGUAAAAAUGCAACUUUUUUUUUUAUAAGAUUUAAUUGCAAUACAAAAAUGUGCAAGAUGAAAAAAAUAAAGGGAGGGGGCCAUAUUUUGUAUCAUGCCUUACAAUGGAUUGACAUUUGAAGUGUACAUACUUAGGUUACUUGCUCAGCUGGACAGAUUUUAGUCGAUAGAAUAUCCUCUUGCACAGCAAGGGUCUAUAUGUGAGCAGAUUCGGCCAUUAAUAAUGCAAA